UUUACCGCUCCUAACGGGAGCGACGGGCAGUGACAAUGCGAGGAGCAUGAUCAGCGCGAGUUACGUGUUCAUAUACUCGUGCUGCCCACUUCCCUGCUCACUGCCACGAAAAUGGGCUGAAUGUAAAUGAGUUUAAUUAGCCAAUAAAAAUGUGGAGCAUAAUCAGUUUUGAUAAUGAAAAUGCUGUAGAGGAUGUUCCUUCACACUGGAUGAAAAAUAACACGUGCGUCUGGCCAAAAAAAGAUGUUAAAAAGCAUAUACAACGAAGGACUAAUCCAAAUAAAUUUGAUUUUAAUUAUUUUAAAUCAAGAAUUUUGAAAAAAGGCAUUGAAACAUUACAUGAAACUAGAGAAAAAGUUAAAUUAGCAGAGGAUACAAGUGACCUAUCUAAUAUUGAAAAUUCAAAAUGGAAAAAAAAAACUACAGCUAUAAAUUUAGAACCUCCUCAGUAUAUUGAAAAGUUACAUAAAAAUAAACGAAAUGAUGAUUUAGAUGCUAGGAAGAUACUUCAAUAACAUUGAUGACUUCACCCAAAUUGCCGAAAACAGAUACUAAUUGUAAUUUUGACCACGAGUUAGAUUAUAGUUAUAAAGAAAGCAGUACAAUAGAGAAUAAUUAGACCCAAUCGUUAAAAUCCAAACU
Messenger RNA from Sipha flava (yellow sugarcane aphid), 642 nucleotides. RefSeq lists its product as uncharacterized. NCBI's taxonomy places the organism in Eukaryota, Metazoa, Arthropoda, Insecta, Hemiptera, Aphididae. The transcript is spliced from 5 exons. Bases 150 to 515 code for a protein of 121 amino acids. The record is from RefSeq and is a predicted model, not a curated record.